Molecule: messenger RNA, 1077 nt
Organism: Aspergillus niger
Lineage: Eukaryota; Fungi; Ascomycota; Eurotiomycetes; Eurotiales; Aspergillaceae
Exons: 1
Coding region: 1-1077 (358 amino acids)
Biological process (GO): regulation of DNA-templated transcription
Molecular function (GO): zinc ion binding; DNA-binding transcription factor activity, RNA polymerase II-specific
Source: RefSeq, a predicted model, not a curated record
AUGGCCCCCGACAUUCCCAGGCCACCGACUCUUCGCCGGUCAUGCCAAGCCUGCGCGCGCGGCAAACGCCGCUGUGACCAGCGCUGGCCGCGCUGCACCCGGUGCCAAACCCGGAAGAUAGACUGCGAAUACAUCAACGUCCCAUUAACGGUGGGCUCCGACACAGGCUCAACAGCUACCACAACAACAAUCACUACCAGAUCAACGCUCUCACCGAAACUCCCUCACAAGAAGCCAAGACAGCAUUACCAACUAACGACAACACACUCCAUCCCUCUUUCCCUCCCCUUAGAAAUCACAAAGGGCUACUCCCAACCCAUCAUUGCAUACCUAGUCUCAGGCAUGCGCGCAUACCCAUCCACCUUCGCCCUGAACAUGAAAACCCACUUCAUCCACCCAGACCUAUGGCCCAGUCCAUCUUCUCCCCCGUUACCUAUCAGGGACAUUCACGCCCUGUGUAAACUACACUCCACCAGCACAAACAAAACCAUCAUUCCCCUCCUCAAACAGAAAUCCUCCUCCCUCCUCCGCACCCUCAACCACACCACCAGCUUUGAGGAAAUGCUAGCCACCGCGCAGGCCCUCCUCCUCACGCAAUGCAUGCUCGUUUUUUCCGAUACAGACACAUCCCAAUCCUACUCCGAAUCAAUCAGCACUAUGCUCUACAAUCUCGGCCAGAAACUCUGGCAACAAGCCCCCAUCCAACUACCAGGCAGUUUGAGCCCGCGCAGAGCGUGGCUGUUCGCUGAGAGUGUGCGGAGGACGAUCAUCGUGGGGUUCAUGCUGCGGAGCGUGUACUCGCUCAAGAUGCGGAAUUAUUCCGUCCGCACGCCGUUCGUGGAUUCAUUGCCGUUUGAUAUGAGGACUGGGUUGUGGGAUCGGGAUGUUGAUGUUGGUGGGGAUGCGAGUGGGGAGUCGCUGGAUGCGAUGGUCUCGUUGCAUCAGUAUUCAGGCAUGUUGGAAAGUGGCAUGGUUCAUGGGAUCUCGGAAUUUGGGGGGUUGAUUCUUGCCGCGUGUAGAGGGAGGGCGGUGCAGGGCGUGCCGUAUCCUUCUGUUACUGGGUAUGCGGGGUACUAA